AUGGCGGACAUACAGCAUGAACAAGGCCAGCUCAAUUGGCGACUGAGUGCGCACCCCUUAACACUUCUCACCUUCCUUGGCUUUCGCAUAUCCUCCCUGCUCGUCUACCUCCUCGGCAUGCUAUUCACCGAGAACUUCGUCCUCAUCUUCAUUGUAACGAUCAUCCUCCUCGCGAUGGACUUCUACUACCUCAAGAACAUCGCUGGCCGACGGCUUGUUGGGCUACGGUGGUGGAAUGAGGUGGCUCAGAGCGGUGAUAGCCACUGGGUCUUCGAAAGUGCACCGCAGCCAAACGAGCCUGGCGGCAAGACUGUGACGCCUACAGACAAGAGAUUCUUUUGGAUGGCAUUAUAUGUGCAGCCUGCGUUAUGGAUCGCCCUUGCGAUUCUGGCGUUGGUCAGGCUGAGGUUUAUAUGGUUGACAUUGGUCGCGAUUGCGCUUGUGUUGACCAUCACGAACACUUUGGCGUUUUCGCGAUGCGAUAAAUUCAGCCAAGCGAGUGGACUGGUGGAAAGAGGACUUUACUCGGGAUCUUUAGCACGAAAUGUGGGCGGAGCGCUCGUAUCGCGCUUGUUCACUCGCGGGUCAUGA
Molecule: messenger RNA, 591 nt
Organism: Pseudocercospora fijiensis CIRAD86
Lineage: Eukaryota; Fungi; Ascomycota; Dothideomycetes; Mycosphaerellales; Mycosphaerellaceae
Exons: 3
Coding region: 1-591 (196 amino acids)
Biological process (GO): vesicle-mediated transport; protein secretion
Cellular component (GO): Golgi membrane
Source: RefSeq, a predicted model, not a curated record